Molecule: messenger RNA, 855 nt
Organism: Sodiomyces alkalinus F11
Lineage: Eukaryota; Fungi; Ascomycota; Sordariomycetes; Glomerellales; Plectosphaerellaceae
Product: family 16 glycosyl hydrolase
Exons: 2
Coding region: 1-855 (284 amino acids)
Biological process (GO): carbohydrate metabolic process
Molecular function (GO): hydrolase activity, hydrolyzing O-glycosyl compounds
Source: RefSeq, a predicted model, not a curated record
AUGCAUCUCAAGCAAAUCAUCUCCACGGCAGCCCUCCUGCUCCCCACGCUCAGCCACGCCUGGCAAGCCCCCAGCUACAGCGGCUUCCGGCGCCUCUUCGCCGAGGAAUUCCACGGCCCCGCCGGCUCGGGCGUCGACACGGACGUAUGGCACUACAUCACCGACCUCAGCGUCAACAACGAGCUCCAGAAAUACACCAAGUCGAACCGCAACCUGCAGAUCUCCGGCGGCGGCACCGUGCAGAUCGUGCCGCGCCGCGAACCCGACGGCAAGUGGACCUCGGGCCGCAUCGAGUCCCAGUACAGCUUCACCCCCCGCGCCGGCCGCCAGACCGUCGCCGAGGGGUACGUGCGCUUCGGCGACGGCGACCCCUCCCGCAAGCAGGGGCUCUGGCCGGCUUUCUGGCUCCUGGGCGAGGCGGUCCGCCACGGCAUCGACUGGCCCAUGGCCGGCGAGAUCGAUAUCCUCGAGACGGUCAAUGGGAUCCUGUCCGCCCAUGGUACCGUCCACUGCGAUGUCACGGGAGGGGCGUGCAACACGCCUUUCGGCCUGGGCGGGACCGUCGCCCUGGCUGACCAGAGCUGGCACCGCUGGCGCGUCGUUUUUGACCGGACUUCCGAUGACUGGCGCUCCGAGACCAUCACUUGGUUCAAGGACGACCAGCAGUUUCAUCAGAUCAGUGGCGAGCGUGUUGGUAGUGAGAGGGUCUGGGCUACGCUGGGCCGGUCUCCUUACUACUUUAUCAUGAAUGUUGCUGUUGGUGGCGAUUGGCCUGGGUACCCUGCCGAAGACACACUCGACGGCUUCGACAGCAUGAUGGAAGUCGCCUAUGUUGCCGUGUACGAGUCGGAGUAA